GAUCUAUGGCGUCCUUCUACAUGUAAACGUCAAAUUACAGGAUUAUGUUUUAGUCUUUUCGUAUUCAAAUGACGUAGUUCGUGUGACUCGGUGGUAUCAUUAGCAGUAAACAAUGAAAUAUACGUUGAUUUACCACUUGUGGUACAUCAUUUUGGGAACGCAGCUGACAUAUGCAUUUAAUCCGUUUAUGGACCAUGAUCUUCAUUCCAUUGACUGGGUUGGUUCAAACGAACUUAACAAUGUUGCGGUAUGUACAGAUAUGAUCAGUCAUUAAAAUAACGAGUUUUGGAAUUCCACAUACAUUAGCGAACUGCUACCGCUUACUGCCACUGGCGUGUUGCUAAUAACGGGGGACUGAAAAAUCGGCCUAUACCUAAAAUUGAGAAGCAUCGAAUUUUACAACAUAAGAUUAUGUUUGACAAUGUCGUUCGAACUCUAUAUAUGUGAUAACCGGUUUAUAAAACCCUACAGAGCUUUAUAAAGCCCUACAGAGCUUUUGUUGAACGUAUUGUAGUGCCAACUUUGAAAACAAAACAAAAAUACACCGCAUCCCAGGGGUUAAUCUCAGCGAGAUUGGUCGAGGCUGGAUAUUUGGACUGACGUCUCUUCCGGAAGAGGUGUCAGUCCAAAUAUCCAGCCAAUAAGCCUCAACGAAUCUCGCUGAGAUUACCCAGGGGUGAGCAUUUUCUGUGAUCUCUAGUUGACAAGACCUGUCCAAUGAUGUGUUAUGAACCAUUUCAGCAUUUUGCAAAUUCUAUGGUCGUUAUAAUGAUCUAGUUUGCCUAUCAUUUGGUCAAAUGCUGUCUGACGUGUUUCAUGCCGAUUGUUUGGCUGUUCUUGGAGCAUUGAUUUUGACUAUGGAUAACUCCGUUUACGUGAUGAAAAUAUAGGGCUCACAAUGGGUGUGACCGGUCGACAGAGGAUUGAUUGAUUGAUUGAUGUUUUUUGCCACACUCAACAAUUUUUCAGUUAUCUGGUGGCGCCCAGUUUUUAUUGGUGGAAGAGAGAACCCAGAUACAAUAUACCUGGGAAGAGACCACCAACCUCCCACAAGUAAACUGGGUGGGAAACUUUCUCACCGGUGCAAGCAAGAUUCGAAUCCGCGCCGACCAUAGGUGAGAGGCCGUGUGAUUUUGAGCGCGAUGCUCUAACCACUCGACCACGAAGGCCCUAUGCUUACUUUUCCUAGGCACCUGAUCGCACCUCAGCCAGGAGACAAUGUGAUUGUAAUGAAAACUAAAGCCAAUGAAAAGUAUACAUGCAUUUUACCUGAAAGUGCUGAAACAUUGGAGGAGGAACUGAGAAAAAAUUAUGAUGGUCCUAGUCCUGAUGCAUUGAUUAGUGGUUUGUUUGAACAAAAUUCUUGCUCAUAUAGGAUUGAAAGUUACUGGACAUAUGAGUUAUGUCAUGGAAGAUAUUUAAGACAAUACCAUGAAGAUAAGGAACUGAGCACUAAAAAGCCACAAGUACAGGAAUAUUUUCUAGGCUAUUUUGGACAUUACAGACCUUCAAAAGGACAAGAUUUAACAAAAGUGUUAAAGGAGAAACUUCAACCACAGCAAAUCAAAACUAAAAGAGUAGACGAUAUAGAACUACCUUACUAUGAAGUAAAUAUGACAGAGGGAACAGAGUGUGAUCUAAGCAAAACACCACGACAAGUCCGAAUUCUGUACAUCUGUCAGCCAGAUGGGCGUGGGGAAAUAUACGAGUUGAAAGAAACGUCAACAUGUGAAUAUGAAGUAUUGGUGCUUACAUCUGUUCUGUGUGCAAAUCCUAAGUUUAAACCAAAGAAUCCACCAGUUAGCAAGAUAGCAUGUCAUGCCAUGGCUGGCUCACCCACCAGACCUAAAGAUCUGGAUCAUGAGUUUCAGAUACAUCCCAAUGCUAAAGCAUACACUGUACGGAUUAGUCCAAAUGAGGAAGAAGAGGAGGAGGAAGAAGAAGAGGAAGAGACAACUCCAGAUAGUCAACCUUCCAAGAAAGAGCCACCUCCUCACAAACCUGUGGACACCACGCUGUCGUCCACCACCGACAAUCAGGUUCUGAGGGACUUCCUGUCUGGAGACCACUGCCUCCAAGGAGGAACUGGUUGGUGGAAACACGAGUUCUGUUUUGGAAAGUAUGCAAGGCAGUUUCAUGAUGAUCCAGAAGGGAGGACAGUUAUCUACCUUGGACAGUGGAACGAACUGAAACACUUACAAUGGGUGUCUAAAAAUCCCUCAAAAAUGCCAAAAGACAAGGGCAAAAGAAAGUCAUUAUCCUUACUGUUCACUGAUGGAGAUGAAUGUGAAGUCACAGGAAAAAGAAGAUUAGCUGAAGUUAGAUUGAAAUGUGUAGAAAAAACUUUAGCACCACAUUCAGUCUCCAUUUACCUCAUAGAACCAAAGACUUGUGAAUAUAUAAUGGGGAUUGAAUCUCCAUUAUUUUGUUCCAUACUGGACAGGGCUGAUGAGUAUGGCAUUAUAAAGGACACAAAGGUUUAAAUAGAACUUCAUGGAAAAAUGAAAUCCAAAAGUCUUUCAUGUGAUAUGCAUGUUUGUGUGGAAAAAUGAAUGUUUUAAAUGGUGUACAAUUGUUGCAGUUACUGUACUGGAAUUUGGGUAUUCUUCUGUUUAAAGAAAAUGUUAUUUUUAACUUUUAUCCAAUUUUGUGCAUCUUGUUUUGAUUGGCUACAACUGUAUUUUAUCAAAUUCCUUUGACUCUUCAUGUAACAGAAAGUAAAUGUUGUUAAAAGUAGGUCAUCAUGUUAUGUUCAGCAUUGUAUAUUCCACUGAUUUGUGUUUGUUAUGAAGUGUCAUUCAUACAUGUUUAUAAACACUUAACAGUUUAAUAUUGAUUAUUAUUACACUGGACUAUUGUUCUCUAAAAUUAUGCUAUGCAGACAUCAUGUCUUCCCAGGGUUAUAUACAGACAUUUGAAUUAUUAAUAAAGUAAAUAAUAAUUUUAACUACAUGUACUUCUAUACAGGAUUCCUGUUAUAAUCAGUAUUUUGUUGUAUUGAUGGCUAUUAUUAGGGGCCAAGCAUAGUUGUUACAGUAAGGCCAAAAUAUAUGUUUGUUUCCUGUUACUCGACCUCAAGGCUGCCAAUCUGAAUUUUUUCUAACCAAAUUUCCGGGGAAAAAAUAAUUUCUAGAUUAGAAUUUGUUUUAAUUCUGAUCAGGGUUAGCUUAUAAAUAAACAAAAUGGCAGGUUCCAGCGGCAUGGGAGCUAGCCUGGUUACUGUGAUUAACAUUCAAAGGCAGUCAUCACAGUAAGAACUCUGUGAUUACAUCAUUUAGUAACUUGAGUACUUUCUUGGAUAAUUAUGGUCAUUUUAAGGUCAUGUCUGAAAGACCCAUGAUUUUCACUUCUAAAUGUAGAGUAAUUGAAGAAGGAUAAAUCACUACGUGUGUUUAUAUCUUCACUUUGAUGCAGGGUCUUGACUCACAACCUCCCGAUUAUGAAGCAAAUGCUCUACCACUGUAAGGAUACUACACCUGGGUGCAGGGUCUGAUUUCUUAACUUUUAGGUCUGACACUGUGACCCAUACUUUAUGCAUGAUCAACUCUUGUUAUUUAGUUCUUAGUUUAGGUCCAUUUCUUGAAGUUGUGUAAACCAACCCCCUAGAAAAAUAAUGAUAAAAUAAUAUCCACCUUGAUUUUUUUGCCAUAGUAACAGGGAACAAACAUAUUUCUUGGCCGAAUCACUGUACAGUCUGUCUUUCACUAUUUUGUGAUAUUUAAUUAACUAGAGUUCAUGUUCAGUAUAUAAUUUGAUAAUGUGUGGGAGAUUCUUUUAGAUUUUCAUUUCCAAAGGUCUAUAUCUAUAGAUUUUGAUGUCCAAAGGCAAGAUGAUGGGUAUUUUUGAACUAACAGACAAAAUAUUCAUUAAUUACAUGUAUUCAUCUUUGCUAGCCAGGAGUUUUUAAUGCACUAAACUCUAUACAAAUCCUUAGCCCAUUGGGAUUUUUAAAAAAACCAUUACAAAGCAGAUGUCAUUGACGAUCUACAUGUAUGUACAAAAUGCUCCUUGACUAUAUUCCCUACAAUUAAUAAGCUCUGUAAACAAUAUUCUGAAUGAUAAACCAUGCAGCAACUAUCCCUUGCACUAAAUAUUCUUUUCUUCAUAAGUAUAAAAAGAUAUGGUGAAAUAAACAAUCCCAACCAUACCAUAAUGGGCCAAGGAUUUGUGAAGAGCUUGUAGCAUGUCAAAACCUACAGGCUAGUGAAAAUGGUAAUUAAGUAGAUAAUGGUCAGAGGAAAAUGUCUACAGAUAUUCAGGUCACUAGAGCAAAGGCCAAGGGAAAAAAUGAUAGUGUGGUUGCCUGUGUAGUACAUGUAUUUGGGGCUAUAUGGACCAUGGAUUGCUCAGUAGUUAGAGCACCUGACUAGUAAUAGUAGUUCGAGGACCUGACUAGUAAUUCAGAGCUCGAUUCCCAGUCCAACCCUAAAUUUUUUCUUCCUAUUUCAUAUAGAUACACACACACGCACACUGUCUAAUCGUCUUAAACUCGAUGGGGCUGAGGGGAAAACUUGAAAUACUGAGAUUAAAAUACAUAAAGAAAAUGUAGUUGGGACUUCCAACUCGCUUUGACAUAUCCAUGGUAUUUGAGAUAUCAAUGUCUGAGAUAUAAUAUACAUGUGUGUAUAUAUAUAUGUGUGUGUGUGUGUGUAUUGCAUAGGCAAGUCUGUCGCCCAUUGGACUUGCUGGUGAAGGUCCUGCCAGGGGCACUUGAUCUUGAUUAUGUCUUCGAGGGCAAAGACAAUUUCAGGAAGGAGAGAUGUAGUAUUUUGGGUUAUGUGGACUGUGGAUAUUGGCCCGAAUAGCUCAGUGGUUAGAGCACUUUACUAUUAAUGCAUUACAUUACAAAUUCACAGACAAUUCAUAUAUAUAUUACAUAUGACAGAAUAACUUGAGCAUUGCUCAACCUGUAAAUCUCGUUAAUUGGAACAAUGGUUGGUGCAAGGUAAAAUUAUAGACAACUUAAUAGUUUUUUUAUUACACUAGGUGAAAGUAACAUAUUGACUUCAUGUUACAGUACACCCUGAAUGACUCUGUAUUUAGUUUUGUUUAGAGUGUACAAAGAGUUAAAAGAUAUUGAAAAUACAUUGUAGUGGUAAGCUGUUCUAUAUAUUUGGGAAGAAUUUUUAUAUUAUUGAACUUUUAAUUUCCGUACAUCUGUUGCUUGUUCUUGUUACCUUGUAUUGUUUAGCCUAGCCGGAUAUUCAUGACGAUAAUGAGGUGCAAAUUUUGUAACUUUGUGGGAUUACAAAUUUGAAUUGUAUAAAUAAAAAUCUUACAAAGCUUA
Ostrea edulis (European flat oyster) is the source of this 5287-nucleotide messenger RNA. Its product is annotated as endoplasmic reticulum lectin 1-like. Bases 1173 to 2483 code for a protein of 436 amino acids. The record is from RefSeq and is a predicted model, not a curated record. The transcript is spliced from 14 exons. Gene Ontology annotation, biological process: endoplasmic reticulum unfolded protein response; retrograde protein transport, ER to cytosol. Lineage: Eukaryota; Metazoa; Mollusca; Bivalvia; Ostreida; Ostreidae. Gene Ontology annotation, cellular component: endoplasmic reticulum lumen.